Aplysia californica (California sea hare) is the source of this 2480-nucleotide messenger RNA. Its product is annotated as solute carrier organic anion transporter family member 3A1. The record is from RefSeq and is a predicted model, not a curated record. NCBI's taxonomy places the organism in Eukaryota, Metazoa, Mollusca, Gastropoda, Aplysiida, Aplysiidae. Gene Ontology annotation, biological process: sodium-independent organic anion transport; transmembrane transport. Gene Ontology annotation, cellular component: membrane. Gene Ontology annotation, molecular function: protein binding.
UUGUAUUAGGCCCAUGCCCGGUGCAGCCGAAUGUCAUAAAGUAAGACUGCAGAAGUUGAACCGACAACAGGAAAAACAGCAGAAGAAGGAGCAGCAGCAGCAGCAACACCGUUUUCCAAAGUUUCAUAGGCCAGAGAAUAUUUUCGCGAGUGCGCUCCGAUAUGUUUAAAACAAUGCAGUUGCAGGAAUGCACAUUAUGAAGCGAUCAUAACGUUUCAAGACAACGGUAUCUGUUUUGAAGUUGAGCUAUUCGCAAGCAUGGACAAUUAAUUUUGACUCUCUCGUGUUGUAUGCGUCGAAGGACCGGUGUUAUUCCUCUCGUGUGUCUGACCACCUCGUACCAGAUAGUAUGGUCCCUCCUGGUCUUGUUCAUAGCUUUUCUCAGACAUUUAAUCUCGCUGGUGGUCAGUUUCCUCUGCUGUGUUUUCGUCAAGGACGAAGUUUGGCAAUGACCAGGACAAUGGGUCGAAAAGCAAGUGCAAAUAUAAACGCUAGCGACAAUAAAACAACAGCAGGAAGUGAGGAAUUCAGUGAAAACUCAGACGUGUCCGUAGAUGUGCGCAGUGAGUUCGGCGUAGGAAAAUGCCGCCCUCGAUCACUGCAAUGUCUGUCGUCCAUCUGGGCGUUCGUCGGCUUCUGGAGCCCUUGCGCACUGUUUUUGAUGAGCGUUGAGCAGUACAUGCGCUCUCAGGUCAUCUCCUUGGAGAGAGCCUUCUCUCUCAACAGUAGCUCGCUCGGACUCCUCCUCAGCUUCGGGUCAAUCGGGAACAUGUGCUUCGUCCUGAUCGGAAGUCACUUCGGCAAGUUCUAUCACAUCCCGCGCCUGCUGUCAGUUUCCGCUGCUUUGACGGGCGUUAUUUUGGUAGGCAUUUCUCUCAUCCACGUCGGCCAACCCACUGCUCUAGAAGCUCCCCCGGCAGCAGCUGCGCAGGGUAAUGGCGUUGGCGGCGCUGGGGCGAUGGGCGGGUUUGCUGCCAUGUUUCAAAGCUAUCUCUGCAGGAAUACUUCCUCACUGGCGUUUAUGGGUUUGAACAGCUCUAUGGUAAUGGGAGGAGGAGGUGGUGGUGGCUUUCCUUCGCCCCAGAAACCUGACGUAAAAGUUGGUCUGUACGUGUUUAUGGUUUUGUUGUUUCUCACGGGGGCCUUCCGGUCGUACACAUUGCCUUUGGCGACUAACUACGUGGAGCUAAAUGGCGCCAAUAGAGGACAGUCUGGGAUCACGCUCGGCACCAUCGUGACGACGGCUGUGUUCGGGGCUCCUGUCGGGCUCCUCUUGGGAGGAGCUAUGAGCUCAACUCCUGUGGACCUCAGCGGUGAAAAGCAGAAUGACAAAAUCAAGCCAAAAAUAUCACUCAAAGAGACUGAAGAUUUGCCUCCUAAAACAAAAACAGAAGAAGCCAUACUGGACAAAUCCCCGCCUCGAGAUACGUCGCCGAAUGAUCCCGACCCCUCGUUGGCGGAAAAACUGAAAGUAGCAACACAACGAAGGACCUGGGCUGUUCGUGCGCCGGUGCGAAUCAAUUGUUUGUCUGUGGGGACGAUGGCCGCACGUACGUGUCCCCUUGUGAAGCUGGAUGCACGGGGCAGAUGAGUCUGACGUUCACCCAAUGCGGCAGAGUAGGCGCUAAUGGAACAGGCACCGUGUUCCCUGGUGUGUGCCCGGACCCUAACUGCGACUUCUUUAUCCCGUUUGUGGUUAUACUCAAUGUGAUGGUCCUCAUUGGCUCUAUGGGCUUUACGCCCAGGAUACUUAUGGUCGUAAGGUGCGUGGCAGACAAAGAUCGCUCUAUGGUGAACGGCAUUCUGAACGGGUUUAUCCAAACACUAGCAUCCAUCUUGAGUCCAAUUAUCUUUGGCGCCAUUUACGAUAAAGCCUGUGUGCUUUGGCCGCCAACGGGCGGAGCGUGUGCUCUCUACAGCAAGAAGGAGGUCGCCUGGACAUAUUUCGGCUCUGUGCUGGUCACUCGCGCCAUAGGCACGCUGUUCCUGGUGGCUGCGACCAUACUGAAGUACCGAAUUCACAGGAGAGAGCAACUGUUGGAUGCUGAAAUCAAUGUCGGAAGGAACAGCGAGGACUCGGGGGUGGAGUCUCGGAGCGAGAGCGAUUCGACGGAAGACGCACAAGGGGGCGGGGCUAGAGUGGAUUCAGGGGUGGAGCUUAGAGGCGAGAAUGACAGCACAGAGGGCGAGGUGGGUGAAAAUGGGCAGUAUUUGGAUCUGGGGCCGUCUUUUGUAGUGGAGGAGACAGAUGUAGACUCCGUGAAUGAGAGAGCGGACAGAGGGCUGGGAAUCAGUUUUGAAAGUGACGAUUCUGAUGUCAGAGGGGAGGGACAUGUCAGCGAGGACGAACCAGACUCAAAUAAAUGGCAGGACGUUCAUGGCGGUUGGGUGUUGUCUACCCGUCUGUGACAGGGUUCAGAAAGUGAGAGUGAUCUACCUUGACGGCCAUGUACUUACACUCAUUCCUCGUCCUCGUUCUG